Molecule: messenger RNA, 7424 nt
Organism: Zeugodacus cucurbitae (melon fly)
Lineage: Eukaryota; Metazoa; Arthropoda; Insecta; Diptera; Tephritidae
Product: ras guanine nucleotide exchange factor P
Exons: 14
Coding region: 893-7111 (2072 amino acids)
Biological process (GO): chromosome organization involved in meiotic cell cycle; telomere maintenance via telomerase; double-strand break repair
Cellular component (GO): condensed nuclear chromosome; Mre11 complex
Molecular function (GO): double-stranded telomeric DNA binding; single-stranded telomeric DNA binding; G-quadruplex DNA binding
Source: RefSeq, a predicted model, not a curated record
CGUCGGUCGAACGUGUCUCUCUACGUAUGGCUGCGUAUUGGCCAAGUAACUAAGUAACUACAAGCAGUAGCGAUCGAGCGUUAGAUCGACAGUACGCUUCCAACACGACGCAGUCGCCGGUGUGUGUACGGCUCGUUAACGAUUUUACAUUCAUACAAUUAUGCUUUUAGUUAGAAAUUUUUAACAAAUUAAUCAUAAUAAUUGAAUGAAUAAUUAAAGUGAAACAACAACAAGGCAGUGUAUUAAUUUAGUGGCAGCUUAAAGUGUGACUCAAGCAGUAAUUUAAGAAAAUCGAGUUUUUUUUUGUUAUUGUUGCAUGACCAGUAAGUCAUCACAAAAUAACUAACGAACGAAAGUAAGGGCAUGCCGACCACAGUCGUCAAUUUACUGGAUGCGCGCAAAAGUUCAGUGUGAAGGCUGUAAGCCGGCUGUGUCUAGAAGAUUCUCGCAGUGAAUUGUGCAUUAAAGGCCGUGGAAAGCGCCAUAAAUUACAAUUCGAUUCUGGCGAAAACCGGGGGGAAUUACAAACGAACAAAUUUCGACUGAGCGCCACACAACGGAAGAGAUCUUAGGAAUAAUAAAACAGGAUCAAUUAAUCAAAAAUACGCCACUUAACGAUAUUUAUAAAAAAAAAGCCUCCCAUCCAGUGGUAGUACAAAACCAAAAAGAGACACAACUAUAAAUUUAGUUGUAACCGAAAUAAAUCAGCGAUAAAACUAAUAAAAACAAACAACGAUUAAGCACUCGGCAAGUGCUAAUGAUCUACUAUAAAUACACAACUCGUGAAAAGGCGGAGAGCGCAGAGCAAUAAGCGAGUAGACGUCAGCACGUGAGUGAGCACUCGAAGUGCCGAAGCACAGCGCAAAAACACAAGCGAACAGCGCCUCAAAGUAUGUUCAAUUUGCUGCGGCGCUCCUCAAAGAAGAAGAAGAAAUCGAAUCAGGAGAAGAGUCCCAAGGCAGCGCGCUAUUCAGCGGGAGCGACGCCAGAAGAGCGCGCUGCUAGUAGCGGUUGUGAUAAAGCACAGAAAACCGCUUCCAUUGAGCGUUAUCGCUCGUACAACGAGUGGCAGCGUGAACGGGAGCGCGAACGCGAAUUUGAGCGAGAGCGUCAGCGCGAUGAGCGGCGCAUAGGGUUGCCAACGCACGCGUAUGCGGGCAAGCGGUUUGAACGCGCGGAAAUAGAAGAAUUCGAUGAUCUAAAAGAUUUAGAAGAAGAUGAAUACGACUAUUGUGAUGAUGAUGAUGAUGCGAGAAGUGAUGAGAGCGGAUUGGCGACUGUGGGACGCAAAUCACUGCUGGCGGGACAUGGUGGUGAUGGCGCGGUAGCGUUCGAGCAUUGUAGCUAUUUUCGCAGCAAGCGCCUUGAUGGCGAACGCGAGCGCGAAGUGGGGGACAAUAUAAAUUUAGCAAAAACAACAGCUGCCAACAACACGAAAGUGACGAACACAGUCACAGCGCAUGAAGAAACGGACGCUUCCGCAAGGGAUGGUGGGGUUGUAACAGCCGCAAGCAGUGUCGCGUCGUCUGCGUCGCCCAAUAAAGUGGCCACUUUGCGUAGCAAUGAUUUUAAUGUAGACAUAAUAAAUAAGUUUUCAUCUAAUCUAAGCAAAUUGGAUGGGCACAACGAUGAUGAACACGAACAUGCCGACGAGGACGUUCGUUUCGAACGACCAUGCGACGCUGCAGAAUGCGGUGAGAAUGAGUCGCUGAAUCGCUAUGGCAGUUCGAACGCAGAAGCUGUGUGGCAGGGGCGCACAUUGCCAGUUGUCAAUAGUGGAAAAUCUAAUAAAAACGAUCGAUGCAUCAAUCGAUCAAUAAUCGAUUCCGCACCAUACGAAUCCACAAAUCAAACCGCGAGUAGCGCAGCGUGCGCCGAAAAUGUCGAAAGGGCUGACGCGACGCCGGGUAGUGAAAAUAGAAUUAGGCACGGUAACGGUGAUGCAAUUCAUGGUGAUGAGCAAAUUGCACUAGCCACUGACACAGCAAAUGCUGCAGCAAUUAACGAAGUGAAGUAUCGAAAUUUAGUGAAAACAAAUAAAACGCCGAAGGCCCAAAAGAGCCACGAAGCGAAACGACAAUCGAGGCUAUCGCUGACAUUGGGACUGAACUUGAAGGGUGCGCGCAGCAAAAGUAUCACGGACGUCUCGGCUGCCAACACAGAUUCCAGCAGCAUCACUGGUUACUACAGUGGUUCGAGUAGCUGCUCCGGUCGCGGUCCGCGUAAGCGUUCGCAACUUGGCAAGGCAUUUCGGUAUUCAUUCCUGCGCGGACGUUCGAAGAGUAGUGACACCGAAACAACGCCCUUCGAGGAGGACGACUCCGCCGUGUCCGUGUUGGAGAAUUCGAAAGCAGAACGUAGUGCAAACGGUGUUGGUAGUAAGGCUUUCCGAAAGAGUAAAGAGUUCCUAAGUGAUUUAUUUAUGGCGCGUGGACGUAAUCAUAACCGCAGUCGCAAUACACAAGCACAAUUGCAAAGCGCUGCCCAGAACCCACAAUUACACACACAACAACAACAACAGCAUCAGCAAAAAUUGGCACAACUUCAGCAGCAAAAGCAACAACAAGCAUUAGCGAAGGACAACCGUACGUUAGCACCUGUCAGCGCGCCAACAAACGUCAACAACAAUAGUCAUCCGCAUCAUAAUCAUCAACAACAGCAACAGCAACAACGAAAUACUCAUAACAAUAGUUUCUCUUCACCUACAAAUCCAGUGGCAGUAAUGCAAAAUGGCCAAAAUAAUUCGGUUAGUACACACCUUGAGUUGAUCCCCGACCCCUCGGACGCAUCCACAAAUAGUUAUCAAAUAACGAAGUCUAAUAAUAGCGUGAAGAAUGUGAGCCGAACGGCCGAAUACGAGGAGCGCCAACGACGCAGCAAUUCAGCGGGAGAGCAACAGCUGAGCGCGAGAGCUGCCGCAAUGGAUGCCGGUUUGCGUGCGCGCUCAGCCGAUCCACAGUGGAGCACGAGCGAGACUGGAGCCCAGCAUGAGAGUAGAGUGAUCGAAGAGGAGUCGGCCGAACAGAGGCUGAAUGAGCCUCGCAACGGCGAGUGCGAUGUUAUUCGCGAGAUAAGAGUCGAGUUGAACGGUACAUUCAAAACGGCAGGCACGGAUAACAACAACGCGGAACAGCCGAAUGAUCGUGCGGGGUGUAUUGCAGACGAACUGCGUAAGAAUAAUACAAAUAACGCAAGUAAACAAAACGAAGCAACAAAGGUCGAGGGUGAAAAGUGUGCAAUAGAAAGUGACGUGGAGGUAGAAGAUUCUGACGCAGUCAGUCUGCAUGAAAGUGACGUUGAAGUUGGCGGUAAUAGUGCUCUUGGUAACGGUAAUCAGUGCAACGCCGAAGUGACGACAUGUAGUGCAGCGCGUGAGGCACCGCAUAGUGCGUUCCCCCUAACAGCGACAACAACAACAACCGCAAGUGUACCAACAAAUAUCGCGAGUUUCGACCGCGAAGCGUGUGACAUACCGUCGUCAAUACCAACAGAUUCGUCGUCAUCUUCGUCUGUGUACCCAAGUGACGCCGAGUCCAUGGGACAGACUAACGCUAAGCCAAGCGAUGCCGCGCCCAGUGCUCACGCUGACACACCGGGUGAAUUUCGCGAAAACGUUUCGUCGGAAACGAACAGCAGUGACGCGAGUGCAAGUGUAGACGAUACACCGCGUGUGCCAAUAUUGCCCAAAAUAACUGUUGUAGACUGCAGCGGUAGUCAAGAAAAUUCCCUAGCUGGAAGUCCGGUUGAACAAGAAGUGUUUUACGAUUUUGAAAAAGAACCACCAAAUAGGAAACGCGAAAGCGCCGGUGUGGAAAUAAGCGUUGUCGACGAGGUAGUAGAGGACAUUGAGGACGAUGAUGAUGUCUUCCACGAUCAGGAGAUACCCGCCACUGUUUACCAACCCAAAUGGCCUUUGCGCUAUAAUCACACGAAAUUGGAGAAUGUGCCCGAGCAGGAGGAGACUGAGGAUGAGACCGAUCUUAAAUAUGUCGCAGCUGAUGGCGAUGCAGACAGCAAGGCAGACUCGGACUCUGACGACGUAGAGGCUGGUGCCGGUAUUGAUGUGACAAAACUCGACGGCGUCGACAACCUUGACAUUGAGUACGAGGACAGCCAACAUUUCGAUAGCCCUGAGCGUAGUACACUCAAGAGUGGCAAUACGAGUGAUUCCAAUCUGAGCACCAGCUACCCCGACUCGGGCAUUAGUUCUCACUGCUCGUCAACAUCGUCGUAUAGCCGCCGGCAUUCGAGUAGCGACAAUGAGACGCGCGCUACGCGUUCAACUAAGAGCGGGUCACCAAUAAUGCAACAGCAUUACAAUAAUAAUAACAACAAUCGUCACCAACAACAACAUACGUCACGUUUGCCCUUCGUGCGCGAUGGCAAUUCGACCGAUUGCGAUGAGACGCUAAUGCAAUGCGACGAUCUCGACUAUCUGACAGAGGCUGUGGAUCCGAAUGAACGUUUGGUCUGCAUUGAGAGCAUUAGCUUGCCGGAUGUGGUGGUCGAGUCAACGACCGGGUCGUCGGUUGCGAAUACUUCCGCUUCCUCCGCCACCGCGUCUGGUAAGGGAGACAGUGAGCAGAUUAUCAAUAUCAACGGUGCUACAGGGAACAGUAUUGGUAAUGUGCACUUCAUACCAAUUCAUGUGGAGGGUAGCGACCCACCGACGCCGAAGAGACGCAGUCUUGACGACAGUGUGCUCGGCAGUGGUGGUGGCAUUAAUAAAUCCUUCGCGCACAUGAACGGACUGCAUCAGAAGUCAACAGUGGAGAUAAUAGAGGAGGACACUGAGUUAACAAACGGCACAGCGAACGGAUACCAGAACAAGGAGCACGACGCAACGGUGGAAAAACUGAGACGCGAACUAAUUGAACAAAAAUCACAUUACAACACACAGAUUGGGGAUGCGCAGAAGAAUGUGCAAAAUCUGCAGAAUAAAGUCAGCGAGAUGCAGGCGAAAAUCGAGAAACUGGAACAAGAGAUGUCGGCGAAGGCGUGGAAUGUAGAGCGAUUGCAGGGCGAGCUGAGAGCGGCACAGAAGGACGAUGACUUUGUGCGAAAGCGACUGAAGUUGCUGGAAGAUGAAAAGACAAAUCUGCGGCAUAAGUACAGUGAGAACGAGGACGAAUUUAGACGGAAAUAUGAGGAACUCGAAACGCAGUACCACGAACUGGAGGCUAAGUACAAUGAGACGAAGAGUUUGGCCAGCAAUUUGCAAACUCAACUGGCGACGGCACAAAGCGAAGCAGAGGAGUGGCGCAAGGAGGUGGAGAAAAUACGCGGCGAAUUGGAAGCGCAAAUCCAAAUAUUGAAGAACGCGUUGGAGAACUCGGAAGCGGAACGGAAGAUCUGUCAGGAUAAAUGGCAAAAGGAAUUCGAAAUGCUGAGGACACAAAAUCAAGAUCGCGAGGAGAACCUUAUGGCCGAUUGCGAAUGGCAGCUGCGCCAGAUACACUUGCAGGCCAAAGAUAAAACCGAUAAACUGCUGCACGAACGCCAGUUGGCUAUGGAGCGCACAGAACAGCUGCAUAACGAGUUGGAGGAACGCAAGCAGGAAGUCGAGGGUUUGAUGGUGUACCAGGCAGAGGUGAAGUCACUGCGUGGCGUUGUGGCCGAACAAGAGUCGGCGAUCAAAACACUUAUGCAACAGAUAGACAACAUAAAGUCCGAACUGCAUACGGCCAAUACGGAUUUAGAGGAGCAGAUGAAGGCCGUUAAGAAAAUCAAAAAUCAGUGUGAUAACGCGCUCUGUGAUAAGGAACGUGAAGUAGUCCAUCGUAUCAAUGAGGUGCGCAAUCAAGCUGCCCUCUUCUGGGAGGACAAACUUUAUACUGAGAUGACAAGACUGAAAACAGAACUCGAAUCCGUUUAUGUGGACGAGCGCCGCGAAGCUCUCGAUAAGCUGCAAGCUGAGCAUAUUGAAGAGCUUCGAGCUCUGACGACGCGCUACACCGCCAAUGAGGAUGAGCUCAGAGUUGAGCUCAACGAAGUGCAAGAGCGUUUUGAGCGCAAAAAUGAGGAGUUCAUUGAGAUGCGAGAUAAAUCUGACACCAGCUUGCUACAGAUGCGUAUGCAUUUGGAUCGCGCCGAUCGUGAAUACCAAAACGCCAUGUGUCGGGAAGAGGAGCGACGGGAGACGUUAGAGGCAAAUUUGCGAAAAGAGUUUGAAGCUGAAAGGGAAGAAAUGGAAGAGAAGUUCCGCGAGCGCUUAAGUCAGGUUAAGGAGGAAUUUGCCAAAGAGCUGCAGGAUUCGACACAGGAAAUGCGACAGAAAUAUCAAAAGGAAUUGGAGCAACAAAAAGCUAAUUUACAAGCUGAAAAGGAGGAAGCGCUGCAAGAGCUUUCCGAUCGACAUCGUAAAAAGCUCGCCGCUGUCGAAGAGCAAAUCAAAGAAAUUGAACUUCGACACAAACACGAUUUGAAGGAUCUGAAAGCAGCAUAUGAUACCGAGAAAUCGGCCAUGGACAAGCGUGACAUCAGCAAUACGAACGAAAUUGAGCAGCUCCAUCGGAAGUGUCGUUGCCUGACAAAUCUCUUUGAGGAGAUGCGCAUGCGCUACGAACGUCGCGAUCCGCGUCCCGAAGAUUUGCGCGAAAUCGACGAGCUACGAACUCGUUGCGAGUCUCAAGAGCGUGAUCUCUUCGAGCUCACCGAUCGUCUUCGUGAAAUGCAAAUACAAAUGAAUAACAUGCAAGCUAAUGGCGAAGCGGGCAAAAAGCCUGCAAAGCCGGUGAAGAAGCCACCACCGAAAACGAUACCAACAAAUUGUGAUGUCAUCUAUGAGGAUGAAAACGAAGAACGUGAAUCACCACCACCACAAACGGCGACAAGUCGUACAACAACCCCACUAAAUGAAGACGAAGAAGAUGCGGAAGAGGAAGAAGAUGAUGAUGAUGACGAUGAGGAAGAAGAUCAAGUUGAGAACAAAGAAGUUAUGGAAGCUACAGCGAAAACAGUGAAGACCGCACAGGUUACGAAUAACCAAACAAGAAUCGUCAAUGGCGAUGUCAAAACUGCCAAUCUGAUAAUUUCGAACAACGACCUCAUUAAGAAGAAUAUCAAUACAAUCAACGAAGACGAUGAGAGUCAUAUGAUUACAGCGAUGUAAGGGUCUCGCAGAGCUUUUAAAGUUGCGAUACCAUGGUACUAGGACCUUUUAGCGUUUUACGAAGAGUUUUUAAAACUUUUUUGUAUGUAAAGCGAUGAAAGCUUUCAACGCCUCGAAAUUUUGGUACGAUGAUUUCCUAAACUUCUUUCAAACUACACGCGCCCACACACAGCCCAAUUUGGUUUGGAUAUUGUUUGUUUGUUUUGUUGAAAAGUGGAUUUUUGAAUUUUUAGUUACUCUAUUUCUAUAGAAAUUGUUACAUAGCUAUAUAAUACCACCGGCACUUUGGAGGAUACACACACACACACACACA